GGGGCCCGGGGGCCGGGCGGCUGUUUCCUGUCCUGGUGCAUGGUGGUCGGACGAAGGAAUUGUUGGAAAAUUUUCUCGGAGGUAGAAAAUGUUGCUAGCCCAAAUAAAUCGGGAUUCUCAGGGCAUGACAGAAUUUCCUGGAGGAGGAAUGGAGGCUCAACACGUUACCCUAUGCCUGACAGAAGCAGUCACUGUGGCAGAUGGUGACAAUUUAGAAAAUAUGGAGGGAGUAAGCUUGCAAGCAGUAACACUUGCAGAUGGCUCUACUGCUUACAUACAGCACAAUUCUAAAGAUGGCAGGCUCAUCGACGGCCAGGUAAUUCAGUUGGAGGACGGUUCUGCUGCUUAUGUUCAACAUGUACCCAUUCCUAAAAGUACAGGGGACAGUUUGCGUCUGGAGGAUGGUCAGGCAGUGCAGUUGGAAGAUGGAACUACGGCGUUUAUUCACCACACCUCCAAAGAUAGUUAUGACCAGAGUGCGUUACAGGCUGUUCAACUGGAAGAUGGCACAACAGCUUACAUCCACCAUGCAGUGCAAGUCCCACAGUCUGAUACCAUCCUGGCAAUUCAGGCUGAUGGGACAGUGGCAGGGCUGCACACUGGAGAUGCCACAAUUGACCCCGACACCAUUAGUGCUUUGGAGCAGUAUGCGGCAAAGGUGUCCAUUGAUGGAAGUGAAAGUGUAACAGGGACUGGAAUGAUCUCAGACAGUGAACAAGAGAAAAAAAUGCAGAUUGUCUUACAAGGACAUGCAACAAGAGUAACUGCUAAGUCUCAACAGAGUGGAGAGAAGGCAUUUCGAUGUAAAUAUGAAGGAUGUGGGAAAUUAUAUACAACAGCUCAUCAUCUUAAGGUCCAUGAAAGGUCACAUACAGGAGAUCGGCCUUAUCAAUGCGAGCAUUCAGGCUGUGGGAAAGCAUUUGCAACAGGUUAUGGAUUAAAAAGUCAUUUCAGAACUCAUACCGGAGAAAAGCCAUAUCGAUGUUCAGAAGAUAAUUGUACAAAAUCUUUCAAAACUUCAGGAGACCUACAGAAACAUAUCAGAACCCACACAGGAGAAAGGCCCUUUAAGUGUCCCAUUGAAGGCUGCGGUCGGUCCUUUACCACAUCAAAUAUCAGAAAAGUGCACAUUAGGACACACACAGGAGAAAGACCUUAUUACUGUACAGAACCAGGAUGUGGGAGGGCAUUUGCCAGUGCAACUAAUUAUAAAAACCAUGUGAGGAUACAUACAGGAGAAAAGCCAUAUGUUUGUACAGUUCCUGGGUGUGACAAAAGGUUUACAGAAUAUUCCAGUCUGUAUAAGCACCAUGUUGUUCACACUCACUCUAAACCAUACAAUUGUAACCAUUGUGGGAAGACGUACAAGCAGAUCUCCACGCUGGCCAUGCACAAACGCACAGCCCACAAUGACACUGAGCCCAUUGAGGAAGAACAAGAAGCCUUCUUUGAGCCUCCACCAGGUCAAGGUGAAGAUGUUCUCAAAGGGUCCCAGAUCACAUAUGUUACAGGUGUAGAAGGGGACGACGUUGUGUCUACCCAGGUAGCCACAGUGACCCAGUCUGGACUGAGUCAGCAAGUUACGCUCAUAUCCCAGGAUGGAACCCAGCAUGUCAACAUAUCGCAAGCUGACAUGCAGGCCAUUGGCAAUACCAUCACAAUGGUGACGCAGGAUGGCACGCCCAUCACAGUCCCUACUCAGGACGCAGUUAUCUCCUCAGCAGGAACACACUCUGUUGCUAUGGUCACUGCCGAGGGUACGGAAGGGCAGCAGGUUGCCAUUGUGGCUCAAGAUCUGGCAGCAUUUCAUACUGCCUCAUCAGAAAUGGGGCGCCAGCAGCAUAGCCAUCACUUAGUAACUACGGAGACCAGACCUCUGACCUUAGUGGCAACAUCCAAUGGCACCCAGAUUGCAGUGCAGCUAGGAGAGCAGCCAUCCCUGGAAGAAGCCAUCAGGAUAGCAUCUAGAAUCCAGCAAGGAGAAACGCCGGGACUGGAUGACUGAGGUCAGAACUGUGGCACUGUGAACCGGGAGGAGCGAGCCUCCAUCCUCCCGCAGCAGAAGCCCCUGGAGCCUGGGCCGGCAAACCAGAAGUUCCGUUCCUGAUACACUGUACACCUUUUUAUGCAAGAGUGGAGAACAUUUUCUUUUUGACACUUGUGUAUAUAGCCCCUGGAAUAAAUUCCCAACGUGAUUCAUUGUGUACAAGGAAGUAUGAAAGUAGGGCACUGCAGUAAACGUUCAUGUCACUCUUCAUCAGAUUGCAGACUCCUCGAAUCUACCUGCAAGUACCAUGAAAUCUGAGCAGUCUGAUGGGCUUUUAACUUACUGUGAAAAAUAAAUAAAUAAAUAAAGGCUGUAUCUAAAAUGUCACAGGUUCUACAUGUCAAACAUCGUGAUUCCAAAAGCCAUCGUAGACAAUAAAGGGGGUGAAGCCUUCAGCUCCCCUCCCGCUUAGGAGACUCUGCGGUCUUCUGCCACUCUCCACACACUGGUCUGUUUCUUCUCGCACUUCAAGGUUUGAAGACGUCUCGUUUUGUUUCCCAUCCUGGUUACAUGCCAAUUCUUCAAGCUGAAAUGCUGAUUAUAUUAAUUUUACAUUGAAUUAUGUAUAAAACUACAAUGUUUGGGUAUUUAAAAUUCAGCAUUAAAUCCUGGAUUUGAAGCUGGGCAUGGUGACUCACACCUGUAAUCCUAGCACUUGGGAGGCUGAGGCAGGAAUUGCUGCAAGUUUGAGACCAGCCUGGGUUACGAGCUGUGUACUGAAU
Messenger RNA from Jaculus jaculus (lesser Egyptian jerboa), 2769 nucleotides. RefSeq names its product zinc finger protein 143 (gene Znf143). Gene Ontology annotation, cellular component: nucleus. The transcript has 16 exons. The coding region runs from base 89 to 2005 and encodes 638 amino acids. The record is from RefSeq and is a predicted model, not a curated record. Gene Ontology annotation, biological process: central nervous system development; regulation of transcription by RNA polymerase II. NCBI's taxonomy places the organism in Eukaryota, Metazoa, Chordata, Mammalia, Rodentia, Dipodidae. Gene Ontology annotation, molecular function: DNA-binding transcription factor activity, RNA polymerase II-specific; RNA polymerase II cis-regulatory region sequence-specific DNA binding.